AAAGUAUGCUGCCAUGCUGGGGACGCAGAGAGGGGCAUGUCACAUGUGCCCAGAGGAGUGGCACUGAAUGGGCCUUGGGGAACGUUCAGGAUGAUUGACAGUGCUCUUUGGUGAGUCAGAAAGCAGGAUGUCCGGUGUGCCCUGCGGGGCUUCACAUCAUCAAGCUGUGCCUGUUGCCUACACUCUUGUGCUGUCCUGGUUGCUGCUCUUGGUGCAUGCUGCCUUCAGCCAGAAACCCGCUAAGCUGCCCCUGGUGGGCCGCAAGCCGUUCCUGGCUGCCUGGAAUGCUCCGCUGGACAUGUGCAUGGUCAAGUACAACAUGAACAUCAGCCUCGACCUGUUCCACAUCAGCGGCAGUCCGCGAGCCGUACACACGGGCCAGGACGUCACCAUAUUCUAUGCUAACCGUCUAGGUCACUACCCGUUCUACACAGAGCAAGGGUUCCCUGUGAACGGAGGUCUACCUCAGAACUGCAGUCUAGAAGCACAUCUCAGCAAGGCCAGGAAAGACAUCGCGCACUACAUCCCCUCAGAGGACUUUCAGGGCCUGGCCGUCAUCGACUGGGAGUACUGGAGGCCGCAGUGGGAUCGCAACUGGCAUAAGAAGGACAUCUACCGACAACGCUCGCGUGAGCUGGUCUCCCAGGCGUACAUCAAUGUGACGGAGGAGCAGAUUGAGGUACUGGCACGUCUGCGCUUCGAAAAGAGCGCCAAGGCCUUCAUGCAGUCGACGCUAAGGCUGGGCACACAGACUCGACCCAAAGGCCUCUGGGGCUUCUACCUUUAUCCAGACUGCCAUAACUACAAUGUACAUGCACAUAAUUACAGCGGCUCCUGCCCAAUGCUGGAGAGCCUCCGUAACGAUGAGCUGUUCUGGCUGUGGAACAGCAGCACUGCCCUCUUCCCUGCCUUGGCCAUUCGUAAAGGCCACAUGGACAGCAUUCGCAACCUGCACUUCUCUCAGAACAGAGUGCUAGAGUCUCUACGGCUGGCCUCACUGACCUCACUGCCCUACGAGCUGCCCACUUACGUCUACACAAGGCUGGGAUACAGAGAUGAAGCUAUGGCAUUCUUGUCACAGAAGGACUUGAUUCACACAAUAGGAGAAAGUGCUGCUUUAGGAGCUGCAGGCUUCGUGAUCUGGGGAGACCUCAACCUCACAUCUUCCAGACACAACUGCUCCAAAGUGAAAGCGUUCCUGAACUACAGACUGGGCCAGUAUGUCACCAAUGUGACUCAUGCAGCUGAAGUGUGCAGUGAAUCCUUGUGCCAGUCCAACGGCCGCUGUGUCAGAAGAGACCCUCAGGCAGCUCACUACCUGCACCUGAGUCGCUCCAGCUUCCGCAUCUCGCCCAACCGCAAUGGCACAUUUACUGUGACCGGACAGCCCUCGCAGCGUGAGCUGCAGCUACUGGCCGAACGAUUCCGCUGCCACUGUUAUCAGGGGUACGAGGGGGAGCACUGUGACAGCACUGAGCCAACACAGGAAGAAAAGGAGGAGGAGAGCAAUGAAGUGGAGAUGGAGAGAGCUCUGGGGAGCUCUGCAGUGUGUGUGGAACGUGCUCUUUCUCUGGUUGUGCUGCUUGUUCUGUUUACCUUUAGCUGUGUUUAAAGCAGCUUGAUACACGAUAGUCCACAAAGACCAUGAGUUAAUUGUAGCGUUUUUCUGUAUGGUUAUCUCUCAUGAUCUUAUUCUAUCAACUUAUUUUUCUUGUGAUCUCAAGAAAACAACAUGUAUGAUCCUGCCUGCCAAAUCAACAUGUUAUCUCGAGAAAAGUUCAGCACAUGAGAUUCAGUAACCAUACACAAAUAUAGAAUUAAUUCAUGGCCUUCAUGGAGUUCAGUAGCUAACUAAUGGCACAUGUAGUGACCAAUGUUUGUAUUUAGACUCUUUAAUAGCAGUCCUUUAAAAGUCUUGAUUGUAUGCAGUCAUGCUUUAUGUUGAUGAUACCUGUUUUCAAAGCAAUAGAGCAUUAUGAGGAACAGCCAAGCCUUUGGUUUACAUACUUGUUAUAAUUUAGUAUCAUUAAUAAUCAUUGUUACUGUAAUUUUUUUAACUGUGCAGUUUUUUUUUUCAUGUAGCCCUGCUCAAAAAGUGAGCCUUGUAGAGGUGAGUAUUCCAGGUCCGGAAAGUUCCAGAAAAUUUCAGCUAUCUGGAUAACUCUAGAGCCGGGCUGCAGCGGGUAUGGAGCUUAAAAGAUGACAUAAGUAUUUAAAUCUGCAUUUUAAAUUAAAUUUAACUGACUGUUGAUCAACUAGAAAAAUAUCAUGAUUCUUAAAUCAUAUCAAUGCUUUUGAACUUUUAAAAGUGAUGAAAUUUUUAGAUUAAAAAAAUUAGAUCCAUAAAUAUUUAAAUAUAAAAUUUAAAUUUAAAUUUAAAUAUAAAAAAAAUCUGAUUCACGAAUUCAAAUCUAUUUGAUUCAAAAUUCAAACACAAAUUUAGUGUAGAGGUGAAACAUCUGGUAGAUAUAUUUGUAUUUAUGCAUCUCACAAUAUAGGUAUUACAUUUUUUUAAAUCUGCAAAUCUUAAGCUUUGAAAUGUAUUUUAACUGCAAAUUUCAUUAUGUUACAAGCAUUUAUUCACAUUUUUGUUGAUUUUUAGUUUACUACAUAAUUUGAACACACAAAUUGACCAAUAGAACAUUUUUCAAAAAUGACCUAAAAAUAACUCUUUUUACACUGAAUUCCAUUGAAAGUUAAGUAGGUAUUAUCUCUCCUCUCUAAAGUUGCUUUCUGGAGAUACAUGUUUUACACAAAAUGCAGAUUCAAAUACCUUUCUUAGUGUUUAAGCUUCAUAACCAGCAGAGCCAUCCAGGCAGUUGGUACAUUUUGGUACAGUUGCUGAAUUCGUUUACCUUCUGGACCUGAAUUAAGCCCCUCUAGAGCCUUGUUUGCACAAUGUACAAUUUAACCCUACACUAUGUAAGCUAUGUCAGUACUGUUUAGCUGAGGUCAGUCUUUUCAAGCUCAUCACUUCUGUUAUAAAGUCUAGAAUUUAUAUUUUUUUUCAGCAGCUGCUGAAUGGAAACUCUUGCUCUUCUGCAUCUUUUACAAAGGCACUGAUAAAAUCCAGUGAACUGAAGGUUGCGUUCCCUGUAGACACUGCUUUUGAUUUCAGGGAAGUAGGGAGAACGGGGCAGAAACUGAUGCAGAGUGAAAACAGAGGAUUUUAAUGUCAUGACACAAAGCAGAACACGUUGUUCAUUGUCUUCUUGUAUUCCCAGAGCAGCGUGAUCUCUACAUUUUCACAGCAGUUGGGCAGAAUAUUGCUCAAGAUUCCCCCUAAAGGCAGUGUAUCGUGUUAGUUGUAAGGUUUGCAUUUACUCAACUUUUAGAUUAAUUAUUAAUAAGCACUAGAUUCAGAAAAUAAAAGCUUUAUUUUUAUUCACAGCAGAUAUUUGCAGGUUGCUGGUGUAAAAUUGUUUCAUUCUGUAUACCAACACACAAAGUGAUCGAUCCAGCAGACUUGAGAAUACAAAUAUCAUUGAUAUUUUGGGGCAUUUUUUUCACAGUAUAUUGUUUUUUUUCACUCAUGCAAGAACAACCUGUAAUUUUUACAGUUUUUAAGGUAGUGAAGUUAAUUAGUAAAUUGUUAAUCAAGCUGACUGGUGUUUGCUAAUGUGAUGUGGAGAAACUAUACCACCAAAAAUGUAAUCUGCCAACUCACUAAUCACUCUGUUCUGAGAGUAAUGAAUAUACCACUUAAUUACAAAUUUAAAAAAAUAUUUAUGUAAAAGCCAUAUAUCACAUAUUUAGCCUAAUUAGCCUAAUUUAGCCUUUGAUGAACGCUGAUCAUCUAAAAAUUACUGUCAUCUCAAGAAAAGUCUCAGUCAACAGUCCUAAUUCUGAACAUUACUCUAAAUACAGAUUCAUGAACAAUACAAGAAAAACAGUACCUUACUACCUUACUAGUAAGCCAGUAACAUACCUAACUUUAGUUAAUAUGCUAAUUUAUUUCCAGGACUUUAGGCACAGAACAACCCACGUGAACACUUGAAAAGAAUCAGGACAUUUAGACUGUAUUCUAUUUUAUCAUUUACAGCAGAAAAAGUACAAAAAAUAAAAACACGAAUAAGUUUUGUGAAUUGAUUCUUUUUAACUUUAUCCCUGUAGGGAUUUUACUUUUCAAUGAAUUUCCAAAGAUGUACAGACAUAAACUGAACACAUAUAGAAGCAGAUAUUUUCAAACUUUAAUUGCUUUCAUUGUUCGUCUUUUCUACACAUAUGUGCAUGAGUGAUAUUUCAAAAUAAGAGUUUAGAGUGCAGUUUUUUUGUGUAAAAUGCUGACUGAAACUGACAAGAUAAAGGGUUUCUUUAUGUGAGCCAGUGAUGCAGAAAAUAAAGGAUUAUACCUCAAUAUUUUAGUAGCUUUUCUACAUUAGAGGUACUUUUUUAAAAUUUGCCAAAGUUUUCUACUCUGCUAUGCAACACAGUUUAAACAAAUGCUGAAGGUUUCCUAGACAUCUUACUUAUAUCCAAGUUGCUGAACAAUUAAAUGAAUUAAUAAGUGAACAAACUGACAAAAAGAUUGUGAUUCUUCAUUUUUGUUACAUUUGCACAUUGUUUCUGUUACCCUGUAACCAUUUUAACCUGUACCUCAUCUCCUCAUCAAUUAGAAAGCCAACAGAUGACACCAUUUCUACAUUUCAAUUCAGUUUCAUUGUGUUUUGAAUUUAUCUUUGUAUUUUUAAUCAAAUUUGAAAUGUAGACAACGCAAUGCAUGAAAAAUACUGAUGCACUGCAAAUAAACAACCAUACCUAUUUU
Astyanax mexicanus (Mexican tetra) is the source of this 4765-nucleotide messenger RNA. It is a transcript of the gene hyal4, whose product is annotated as hyaluronidase-4. Lineage: Eukaryota; Metazoa; Chordata; Actinopteri; Characiformes; Acestrorhamphidae. The transcript has 4 exons. Bases 128 to 1612 code for a protein of 494 amino acids. The record is from RefSeq and is a predicted model, not a curated record. Gene Ontology annotation, biological process: hyaluronan catabolic process; carbohydrate metabolic process. Gene Ontology annotation, molecular function: hyalurononglucosaminidase activity.